AUGGAUGAAAAUAUAAAUAAUGAACACAUAUUUAAUUCUUCUGUAUUAAAUAUGGAUAAUAAUUCUGCGGAAAAUAACCAAAUUGAUAGUUCAUUAGACUCAAAAAAAAAAGUAGGUAGACCAAAAGGGGCAGCAGCAACAAACAAAGUGAUAAAAAAAGAAGAAAAAGUAUCUACUUCAUCUUCUGGUUAUCCAGGCGUUAGCUGGAAUAAACGUAUGUGCGCGUGGUUAGCUUUUUUCUAUGAUGGGGCAUCCAGAAGAAGUAGAACAUUUCAUCCCAAACAUUUUAAUAUGGAUAAAGAGAAAGCUAGAUUAGCUGCAGUAGAAUUUAUGAAAACAGUAGAAAAUAACGGUAGAAAAAAAACAACAAAAAAUAAAUCAGGAAGAAAUAAAGCAAAACAACUAAAUGAAAAUCCAUUAGCAUCAUUACAUAAUAAUAAUAGUAAUAAUUUAAAUAGUGUAAGUUCAAAUAGUAAUAAUUUACAAAUGCAAUUAAUGUCAAUGAACCCAGCAUUUUACAUGCAAAGUUUAAACAGAAAUUUUAACCUGUCAAAUAUUUCAGGAAGUGAAAGAAAUAAUUUAAAUAAUGCUUUUAACUCAUUGAACAACUCAAAUUUAAACAAUUUACCAAAAAAUAUUCAAGAUCAAAAUGCUUUAUAUAUGCAUAAUCCUCUAUUUAGCAAUAUUCAUUUAUUAAAUAAUUCUAAUAGUAACCUAAAUAAUAACAAUACGAAUAAUUCUAAUAAUAAUUUACAUUAUUUAAACGAUUUAAUUUUUCACACAAAUUUGCUACAAGGAAAUUUAGGAUUUCAUGAUAGAAAUAUUAAUAAUAGUUCAAAUGAAAUUUUGAAUUUAGAUGAAAAUUUGGGAUUGCAAAACAAAGAUGUAGAAAAUUUAAUGAAUGCUUUAUUUAGACAAAAUUAUAAUAUGAACUUAAACUUAUCUAAUAUAGAUAAGCACUUCUUACAUAAUAAUAACCAAGUUAUUAAUACGUCAACUUCUAAUAAUAGCAAUAAUAAUAACAACAAUACUACGAAUAAUAACUCUUCUAAUAGUACCAAUAAUAAUAACACCUCUAAUUCUAUUAAUAGUAAUUCCUCACAAAAUCAUCACUUAUAUUUGUCAAAUCAUAAUAAUGAAAUAUUUGAAAAUAAUAAUGAAUCAAAUAACAAUCAGUCGAACCUGUCAAAUUUUUAUGAUUAUAAUUUUGAUUUAUACAGAGGAAAUAUAUCUCCUCAUAUAUUGGAUAUGGUACAUAGAAUGAAUAAUGAAUUAAAAGAAGGAAAAAAUUUAGAAAAUAUAAAUGAUGAUACAAAUGAUUUAAAUUUUCGUUUACAUGAAAAUUCAGCAUGGAUUAAUCAAUUGAGGCAUUCUCACAAUAAUUUAUGCAACAAUUUAAAUAGCAAUCACUGUGACUUAUGCCAUACCACAUCUCCGCAACAUAAUUUAAAAAAUCAAAUAGAAAUUAAUAAAAGGAAGAAAUCUAGUUCUCUUAGUAUGAAUAAUAGAAAAAAUGAAUUACUAGAAGAAAAUGGAAAUAAUUUUGACUUGAAUUUACCUUGUAAUUGUUCUUCUCAAUUAAGAAAUCAAAAAAAUCAUUUUUGUUUGUAUUAUAACCAGUCUAAUUCUUCUUCACAAAAUGAAAAUUAUAAUUAUUUAAAUUGGAAUGGUAAUUCAAAUAAUAAUUUAAUUAAUAAUAUGGAAAAAAAUGAAGAUUCAGUAGAUAAUUCGAAUAAUAAUAGAAACAUAAAUGAUUCUAAUGUAAUAUGCUUGUCAAAUAAUAAUCAAAAUAAUUCACAUCAACAAAAUCAGAAACAUAUAUCACAAAAUAUAGAUAUGAAUCAAAAACAAAAUUCUCACUCAACACAAUAUUCUAAUAAUCAAAAUAUUCAAGAUAUUCAAAAACAAAUACACUUUCAAAAUCAGCAAAACAUGAAUACAGAUAUUCACAAUCCAUUACAUCUAGUAAAGCAAAACAGUAAUUACUCUCAAAAAAGUUUGAAUAAUAAAAAAAAAGCAUCAAAAGAUAACAGAAAGUCAUUACCUCAUCCAUUAAAUAUGCAACAGACAUCAAAAAAAAAUUCAGUUAACUCAAAUUUUUUGGAGCAUAACAAUUUAUGUACAAAAUUGAACAGCAUUAUAAAUUUUGAAUGGAUUAAUUCAGAUUUAAAAUUAAAUUCAAAUGGAAAUAAAAGCACAUUUGAUAAAGGCGAAACGUAA
This is a messenger RNA of Plasmodium relictum, 2220 nucleotides long. RefSeq names its product transcription factor with AP2 domain(s), putative (gene ApiAP2). The transcript has a single exon. NCBI's taxonomy places the organism in Eukaryota, Apicomplexa, Aconoidasida, Haemosporida, Plasmodiidae. Gene Ontology annotation, biological process: regulation of DNA-templated transcription. Bases 1 to 2220 code for a protein of 739 amino acids. The record is from RefSeq and is a predicted model, not a curated record. Gene Ontology annotation, molecular function: DNA-binding transcription factor activity.